AUGGAUCUGAUGGACGUUUUCUAUCAGAUUCUCAUGCGUGAACGGGACAUCACGUACACAGCAUUGAGCACCCCGAGUGGUAUGCUCUGGGAGUGGCUAGUGAUGCCACAAGAUCAGAUUAACGCCCCCGCAACGUUCAACAUAUGUGUUACAAAUCUGUUGCGAUCAGUGCGUGAUUUCGCACCGAGUUACUUUGACGAUUUCUUCGUCCGUAGCCGGGCUAUGGAUGGAAAGCCGGACGUGUAG
Peronospora matthiolae is the source of this 246-nucleotide messenger RNA. The record is from the annotation of a GenBank genome assembly. Lineage: Eukaryota; Oomycota; Peronosporomycetes; Peronosporales; Peronosporaceae.